UGAGACAACAUCACGGCUCUUCCACCAUUCACGGGACGAUGUGAGAGAGCUUGAAUAAGUCUUCAUGACAAUCCAUCCUUAGACCAGCCAGUCCCUGAACAUUUAUUUCACUUGGACUUUCGAAGAGCCCCCAAAGGUAACCUUAACUACCUAGCAGGAGGCUGGCUAACACGCAUCAUGGUCCCCGUCCCCGCCGCAGCCGCCGCCGCCGGCGCCCUCGCCGGGGCCGCCUACCUCAACGCGCGCUUCUCGCUGGCGCACGACCUGCUCUUCUUCCGCAUCUUCGGCUCCGCCCUGUUUGGCCUCUUCCGCGCGGGGCGCGCCGGCAGGCUCAACGUCUUCUACGUGCUCGAGGCGCAGGCGCGCGGCGACAAGGCGACGGCCGCCAAACCGUUCGUCCUCUUCGAGGGCCGCGCCGUCACCUACGCCGAGGCGUACGACACGGUCCUGCGCUAUGGUGCCUGGCUGCGCGAGCGCCGCGGCGUGCGAGCCGGCGAUGUCGUCGCUCUUGACUACCAGAAUUCUGAGACGUUUGUUUUUCUGUGGUUUGCCCUGUGGGCUAUCGGUGCGAAGCCCGCGUUUAUCAACCACCACCUGCAGGGCACCGCGCUGGCGCACUGUCUCCGGGAGUCGACGGCCAGGUUGGCGCUUGUCGAUCCGCGCGUCGCUGAGAGUGUGUCGGACGAGGUCCGCCGGGAGCUCUCCGGUAUGGAGUUUGCCGUGUUCACGCCCGAGCUCGAAGCGGAAGCGCAGAGGCAGGAGCCGGUGCGGUAUCCGGAUGCCGAGAGGACGGAAAAGGAGCCGACCGAUAUGGCCAUGUUGAUUUACACGUCUGGGACGACGGGUAUGCCGAAGCCCGCCGUGAUUUCGUGGGCGAAGGUCUAUAUGGCCGCCAAUAUGUCGGCAAAGGGAACGGGCUCAACGCCGAGCGAUGUGUUUUAUACGUGUAUGCCUCUUUACCACAGCGCCGGCUCUUGUCUCGCGGUGUGUAGCGCGCUGUUUCUUAGGGCCACCGCCGCCAUCGGUCGUCGCUUUUCCACCAAGACCUUCUGGAAGGAGGUGCGUGAGACGAAGUCGACCGUCAUCCAGUACGUGGGUGAAACGUGUCGUUAUCUGACGGUUGCGCCCCCUGAAAUCGACCCGGUCACGGGCGAGAAUCUCGACAAGAAGCACUGCGUACGCGCGGCCAUGGGCAACGGUCUCCGCCCAGACGUGUGGGAUCGAUUCAAGGAGCGGUUCGGCAUUGAUACCAUCUAUGAAAUUUAUGCUGCUACCGAAGGCGCCGCCGGCCUUUGGAACCCCUCCCGUAACUCCUUUGCAAAGGGAGCCAUUGGCCGGUUCGGUCUCGUUUCAGGGGCUUUAUCCAGCCUGCGGACGACGCUCGUUGAGGUGGACAAUGAGACUGAGCUUCCAUGGCGAGAUCCCAAGACGGGUUUCUGCAAACGCGCCAAAACUGGCGAAGCUGGUGAGUUCAUUGUCGGGUUGCCUGCGGACGACAUCAAAAAAAGGUUCCAGGGGUAUUAUGGAAAUACAGAGGCGACGAAUGCCAAGAUCAUGCGUGAUGUGUUCAAGAAAGGGGAUGCUUGGUUCCGCUCAGGCGAUGUACUCCGAUGGGACAGCGAUGGGCGAGUCUACUUCCACGACCGUAUCGGCGACACGUUCCGUUGGAAAAGCGAGAACGUCUCCACCGCCGAAGUUGCCCAGGUUCUGGGCUUGCAUCCCGCUGUCCAAGAAGCCAACGUCUAUGGCGUGCAGCUGCCGCAUCACGACGGCCGAGCGGGGUGUGUGGCAAUUGUGUUGGACACCCCACAGGCUAACGCACGGGUGCUGGCUAGUUUGGCUUCGCAUGCAAGGGAGAAGUUGCCGCGGUAUGCGGUACCAUUGUUUGUACGCCUGGUCAAGGAGGUGGGCGCGCAGACGACGGGAACGAACAAACAGCAGAAGCAUGUCUUGCGCCAGCAAGGUGUUGACCCCUCCAAGGCCGAAGACGAUGCCUUGUUUUGGUUGAAGGGGGGGACAUAUGUCCCGUUCCGUCUAACGGACUGGAAGGCACUUGAACAAGGCGCCGUUAAAUUGUAAUCGGGCUGCUUUGAAGUAGGAUAAGCAUUGACUUUUGUAGUAUAUUUGGUUCAUCUCCGGCCUUAGACGCUUGAAAUAAUGAUAGUCCAGUGCCAAUUG
Chaetomium fimeti is the source of this 2178-nucleotide messenger RNA. RefSeq lists its product as uncharacterized. Gene Ontology annotation, biological process: long-chain fatty acid import into cell; very long-chain fatty acid metabolic process. Lineage: Eukaryota; Fungi; Ascomycota; Sordariomycetes; Sordariales; Chaetomiaceae. The transcript is spliced from 4 exons. The record is from RefSeq and is a predicted model, not a curated record. Bases 178 to 2079 code for a protein of 633 amino acids. Gene Ontology annotation, molecular function: long-chain fatty acid-CoA ligase activity; very long-chain fatty acid-CoA ligase activity; long-chain fatty acid transmembrane transporter activity. Gene Ontology annotation, cellular component: lipid droplet; peroxisome; cytoplasmic side of plasma membrane.